AUGACAAGCGACUUGAUCCCGGUUGCACGGCAUAUUGGAGGUUUCGCGUCGACCUUGUAUGGCUUUGGCUUUGGCUUUGCAACCCGAUCGUCACUAGGAGCCAGCGACUCCGGCGCCGAAUUCCGAAAUUCACCUCUCACACUGGCCAGUUGGGCAAACCCGACUUUCUUAUCUCGCACGCCAACUUCAACCCCCAUCACACUAAGAGCAAACAACUUCAACUUCAGCUUCGACCUCGAUUUCUACGUCGACUUUGACAUUCGAUUUCGAUUUCUUCGCAGACUAGCAGUUGCCCAAUGCCCCAAGCUCCCUAGUAUAGCCACAACACAAGGCUGCCCCAAAGGGAUACUUGUUUCCCUAAACUGCCGGGCGUUGAAAAUGAGUAGUCGAUCCUUCAAGUCAGCGUCUUACUUCGCUUCCGCCGCCGCCCAGCAAAAGGGACCCCGGAGCCCUCGACCACCGUUCGUACGCACCACUUCAACGUCCGCUCCAACUUCGUCCAUGGCUUCGACGAAGGGCGACGACGCCUUCCUCUCGUCAUUUCGAUCUUUGAAUACCGGCGGCGAUAUCAAGGAGGCGGCCGUGGUAGGAGACAGGAAGACUGUAGGUGGUGGCGGGGCAAGUUCACGCCGUGACCCCUCUGGUGAUAAUAGCCCUCCUGGUCCACAACUCAAACCCGAAGCUUCACCAUCGCGGAAGAGAAGCACUCCCAUCGCAAUCGAGUUACCUCACAGAAGCGCCCCUAUUGCGUAUACCCCUUUGACAGGACGAGGGGACUUGAUCGGAGGUUACUUCCCGGACCACGACGAAGGAUCCUUCAAACCUCAUCCGUUUGGGCCACACCAGAGAUCUGGAACCUCAACUCCCGGCUCGCCAUCCAACAUGUCAGCUUCGUCAUCCCAUUCGUCGCCUGGCUCAGAUAUCACGCCUCGGGGCCCUCCUACAGUCCUCACCCCCAUCGUCAGCAACAAUAGUCCUACGUUCCCAACCACUGAUGCCCUUGGCAUCCCACUUGGAAAAUAUUAUCCCUCAAACUAUAUGCCACCCGUUACAGCAGCAGCCUCCACGUCCCGCAUGCCUACCUCAGCCCCUCCCACUUACUUGUCCAUUCCGCAAGUCGCCAGUUCCAGGAAUAAGAAGACCCCAGGACACGAGAGACACAACAGCGACAUAAAGCGCAAGCUUCAACAAUACCAACGGGAUAUGAUCGCACAGGCAAGGGUGGCGUCUGCCUCCACUGCUUCCCACGCCCUCACGGUGCCCAAGCCGGUUGGUCCGAGAUUAGCACCGUGUGGAAGCCCAGGACCUAUCACUCCACUGGAGUUGGAGGAGAGCGAUAGUUAUCUUGCUGCUGGUGCUCGAGCUAGGGGAAACGGCUCGAUUGGGACCGAACUUGAGAAGCAGAGGCAACUGGCGCAGGCCGCGGUGGGCAUCGAAAACCAGAGACCUAGGACGGCAGAUGCCCUUGGUAUCCUGAAUUAA
This is a messenger RNA of Venustampulla echinocandica, 1482 nucleotides long. RefSeq lists its product as uncharacterized. The record is from RefSeq and is a predicted model, not a curated record. The transcript is spliced from 4 exons. NCBI's taxonomy places the organism in Eukaryota, Fungi, Ascomycota, Leotiomycetes, Helotiales, Pleuroascaceae. Bases 1 to 1482 code for a protein of 493 amino acids.